AUGCUCAGUUUUGUAGAUAACCGGUUUCACAGCAGCGCUCUGCAAGAGUUCUUCUCUGAAAAUGUUCUGAUGUUUGCUGGGGCUUUUUCUUCUCUCAGCUUGCACAGUAAGACGCUUCGGAUAAACAUGGACCUGCCUCUUCCUGUAUCUCAACUGGAUGUUGAUGUGGAUUUGGGUUUUGCGCUCUUCUUCUUGGUCCUCCUCUGUUUAUUUCUGUUGGUCACAAUGGUGCGCUGUACACAGAUGGUUUUGGACCCUUACAGUGCGAUCUCAGUGUCCACCUAUCUGGAAGAGCAAGAGGAGCAAGGUUAA
Messenger RNA from Xyrauchen texanus (razorback sucker), 312 nucleotides. RefSeq names its product cortexin domain-containing 1-like. The transcript has 2 exons. The record is from RefSeq and is a predicted model, not a curated record. Lineage: Eukaryota; Metazoa; Chordata; Actinopteri; Cypriniformes; Catostomidae. Bases 1 to 312 code for a protein of 103 amino acids.